Heteronotia binoei (common prickly gecko) is the source of this 1454-nucleotide messenger RNA. RefSeq names its product serine/threonine kinase 16 (gene STK16). The transcript has 7 exons. Gene Ontology annotation, biological process: protein phosphorylation. The record is from RefSeq and is a predicted model, not a curated record. Gene Ontology annotation, molecular function: ATP binding; protein serine/threonine kinase activity. Gene Ontology annotation, cellular component: Golgi apparatus; cytoplasm. The coding region runs from base 63 to 986 and encodes 307 amino acids. Lineage: Eukaryota; Metazoa; Chordata; Lepidosauria; Squamata; Gekkonidae.
UGUAUUUCUGCAGUUUGCUCUCUUGUCCUUUGUAGAGCCUAAAGGAUGUUGAAGCAACCAUCAUGGGCCAUGCCCUGUGUACCUGCUCCAGGGGAACAAUCACCAUCAAUAACAAACGUUAUCUUUUAAUCCAUAGGCUUGGGGAGGGUGGCUUUAGCUAUGUGGACCUUGUAGAAGGAAUGCAUAAUGGGCAUUUCUAUGCACUCAAACGCAUCAUAUGCCACGACAAAGAUGAUCGCCAGGAGGCCAUGCACGAAGUGGAGAUGCACCUGCUUUUUGACCAUCACAACAUCCUGCCCCUGUGUGCGCAUGCCAUGGUGGAGAGGGGAUCCAAACAUGAGGCCUGGCUCCUGUUACCAUUCUAUAAGAGAGGGACCCUUUGGCAAGAAGUUGAAGUUCUGAGAGAUAAAGGUGUCUUCAUGCCUGAGGAGCGGAUCCUUGCCAUCCUUCAUGGUAUCUGCCGGGGCCUGCAGGCCAUCCAUAACAAGGGCUAUGCACACAGAGAUCUGAAACCUACAAAUGUUCUACUUGAUGACGAUGACCAACCAUUGCUGAUGGACCUGGGUUCCAUGAAUCAGGCACGCAUUGAGGUGCGGAAUUCCCGGGAGGCCAUGGCUAUUCAGGACUGGGCUGCCCAGCGUUGCACAAUCUCAUACCGAGCACCAGAGCUGUUCACUGUUGAGCGUGAAUGUGUUAUUGAUGAACGUACUGACAUCUGGUCCUUAGGUUGUGUUCUGUACUGCAUGAUGUUUGGCGAGGGGCCUUAUGACAUGAUCUUCCAAAAGGGCGACAGCGUGGCCUUGGCUGUUCAAAACCAUGUCAUCGUGCCCCAGAAUACCAGUUUCAGGUACUCACCUGCCUUGGAACAUCUCCUCUCUUCUACAUUGGUGGUAAAUCCCCAGGAGCGUCCAUACAUUGCCAACGUCAUCAGUCUUCUUGAAGAGAUACAGCCAGCUCCCCCUGGACAGGACACCACACACAUCUAAGGCAACAAAAUGGGCGGUGAAGAUGGACAGCAAAAAAGCUGCUUCUUGAAGAGACUUGAUAAGGCCUGUAUGUUUGCGCAGGUCCUCGUUGGGAGUGGAUUCUGUGUUGUGCUUGCUUCCAUCUUCCAGGCACUCCCUACAGUGGACCCAUCUCCGCUCUUGGACCUUAUGGUACUGUUUGCAGCUUGCUUAGAGCUCUUCUGUCAUUGCCACUGUUGCCUUGGCAUGCAUCCCAAGUAUUUUACGAUGUCACGGCUGCUCAGUUUGUAUGUGGAAGCUGGCUAUGGAAAGGUUGCUGAGGUAUAUAUUAUGGCAGCAAUGGAAAAGGGGUGGGGAGAAGAUAACCCGUUGUGAGUUUUUAUUCAACUACAGUACCUAGUGGGUUACUAAGGAAGGGCUGGUGCCCAAUUCCUGUAGGCUUAGGCAAGUCCUCAAUGCCUCCGUAUUGAAUAAAGUCUUCACAAUACA